AUGGAGAAGCUCGAGCAGCAGAGCACCGUCAAGAAGGCGAUGGAAGCCGCCGCGGCCAGGGGGGAGCUCACCGUCAGGAUGGACAUGGCCAAGCUCCACUGCCCCCGCUGCAACCACCCCUUCAAGCCUCCAAUCUACCAGUUCCUGUGCGAUGCCGGGCACUUGGCUUGCAGCAACUGCCAUGGCCAGCUCCCAAAGGACAAGUGCUACGCGUGCGGGCACGACGGCGCCUACCGCCGCAACACCACUCUGGAAGAUGUCGUCGGCUGGCACAAGGUCCUCUGCCCCAACGGCGCGUACGGCUGCCAGGCCUACGUCCCUACCACAAGUGCGGCGACCACCAGCGCGAGUGCCCCUGCGCGCCGUGCGGCUGCUCGGAGUCGGGCUGCUCCUUCGCCGGCUCGCCGCCGAUGCUCCGCGACCACCUCAGGGACGCGCAUGGGUGGUCCGUGGACAAGAUCCCGGCGCCGCCUGCUGGUCGCCGAGGAGGAAGGGCGCGUGUUCCUCGUGGUCGCCGUGGGCGCGCCCGGCGAGUGCCCCGAAGUCUCGCUUGCGUGCUUGAGAGCGAACGCCGCGGCGGAGCCGCAGUACACGUGCAGGAUGUGGGCGGUGGGGGAGGCCGCGGGCACCGCCGGCGCGCUAAGCGUGAUGAUGAAGAUGGAGGUGCCAAGCUGCGGGGUGCCCGGCAAGGCCGCGGUGGUGCCCCUGGUUGUGCAUCGCAAAAUGCUUCACGGGGCCUCAACGGAGAUCCACCUAAGCGUUCGCAUCGACGAGGAACUUGACUCAAGGUCCAACGAGCUUGAUGACCUACCUAUGCAAAGGGAUUACCAUGAAAGCGACAGAGACAAGGAAAUGGUCUGAUGGUUUAUUGCUAUUCUCCCGUUUUUCUCCCACAAACAAUGCUGAAGUUUUCUCUCUUUGCUAUUUCAUUUUGGUUGCAUGAUAUUACUCGUUUACUUCUCGUACAUUUGUUUGCAUAUUACAGC
Messenger RNA from Panicum virgatum (switchgrass), 986 nucleotides. RefSeq lists its product as uncharacterized. The record is from RefSeq and is a predicted model, not a curated record. The transcript has 4 exons. Lineage: Eukaryota; Viridiplantae; Streptophyta; Magnoliopsida; Poales; Poaceae. The coding region runs from base 1 to 861 and encodes 286 amino acids.